CGCCCGGCCGGCCUCCGGCAAGGGGGGCGGUGGCCGCGGCGGUGACAGCCGCUCCCCGCCCCUGAGGGUCGCCACGUCCCUCACGUACAGCCCGGCCGAGGCGCGGAGCAGCGACCUGGCGGCCGCGGCUCCGGCUCCUCCGGCGGGGCUCGGCAUGAGGCUGGCGCGGCUGCUGCGCGGAGCCGCCUCGGCCGGCCCGGGCUCCGGGCUGCUCACGGCUAGCCCCGGCGCCAGCCGCAGCCUUACCUCCGACUCGGGCUCGGGGCCGGCGCCUGAGAGCGGCGUUCCGGGCCAGGUGGACUUCUACGCGCGCUUCUCGCCGUCCCCGCUUUCCAUGAAGCAGUUCCUGGACUUCGGAUCUAUGAAUGCUUGUGAAAAAACCUCAUUUAUGUUUCUGCGGCAAGAGCUGCCUGUUAGAUUGGCAAAUAUAAUGAAAGAAAUAAGUCUUCUCCCAGAUAAUCUUCUCAGGACUCCAUCAGUUCAAUUGGUACAAAGCUGGUAUAUCCAGAGUCUUCAGGAGCUUCUUGAAUUUAAAGACAAAAGUGCCGAAGAUGCUAAAACUAUUUAUGACUUUACAGAUACUGUGAUUCGGAUCAGGAACCGACACAACGAUGUCAUUCCCACGAUGGCCCAGGGUGUGAUUGAAUAUAAGGAGAGCUUCGGGGUGGACCCUGUCACCAGCCAGAAUGUUCAGUACUUUUUGGAUCGUUUCUACAUGAGUCGCAUUUCAAUUAGAAUGUUACUCAAUCAGCACUCUUUAUUGUUUGGUGGAAAAGGCAAAGGAAGCCCAGCUCAUCGAAAACACAUUGGAAGCAUAAAUCCAAACUGCAAUGUAGUUGAAGUUAUUAAAGAUGGCUAUGAAAAUGCUAGGCGUCUGUGUGAUUUGUAUUAUAUUAACUCUCCUGAACUAGAACUUGAAGAACUAAAUGCAAAAUCACCAGGACAGCCAAUACAAGUGGUUUAUGUACCAUCCCAUCUCUAUCACAUGGUGUUUGAACUUUUCAAGAAUGCAAUGAGAGCAACGAUGGAACACCAUGCUGACAAAGGUGUUUACCCUCCUAUUCAAGUCCACAUCACACUGGGUAAUGAGGAUUUGACUGUGAAGAUGAGUGACCGAGGAGGUGGGGUUCCUUUGAGGAAAAUUGACAGACUCUUCAACUACAUGUACUCAACUGCACCCCGGCCUCGUGUUGAGACGUCCCGAGCAGUGCCUCUGGCUGGUUUUGGUUAUGGAUUGCCCAUAUCACGUCUUUAUGCCCAAUAUUUCCAAGGAGACCUAAAGCUAUAUUCUCUAGAAGGUUAUGGGACAGAUGCGGUCAUCUACAUUAAGGCUCUGUCAACGGAAUCGAUAGAGAGACUCCCAGUGUAUAACAAAGCUGCCUGGAAGCAUUACAACACCAACCAUGAGGCUGAUGACUGGUGUGUCCCCAGCAGGGAACCAAAAGACAUGACAACGUUUCGCAGUGCCUAGAUACACUUGGGACACCUGGAAAACCCAAAUGUGGCUUUUGUUAAAUUUGGAAGCGAUGAGGUUCAGAACUACAUUAUACCAAAUACUUCGCGUGUUAUUUUCAAAAUUAACUAUUUGGGUAGAAUAAAUGGAAAGUGAAUUCCAUUUAUGUCUGUUAAACCUCCUAAAGGAUGAAAUUGUACCUAUUUUGCACUUAUAUUUUCACAGUUAAUUGAACAUAUUUUUAAACAACUGUAGUUUUGGUCAACUUGCCUCUUUAUGGUAGACUUCAGAAGCAUGGAAGUCUUUGGGUUUCUAUAGAAGGCUGUGUGGUUUUUAAAGAACUUCUCAUUUAUGUGUGUUAGAAACCUUUUCUUAAUGAUCCUGAUUACCUAGUUAGCCAUCCACCUGUUUUUUGGAAUUCUGCCAUCCUUUAUUAAUGUGUAAUGACAACUGUAAUAAGACGGUCUUCAGAUGUACCAGUGACUAAGUAGAAGCAGAAAAUAGUUGUCCUAUAAAUGUAGCACCAGCCACCUUUCAGCAUCUACAUGCAUAAUCUUUCCUCUGAAGUUGAUUUAUCAUCUUUUAAUUUUACUGCAAAGAAUUAUAAUAGGUUCCCUAUGGAACUAAGCCAAGAUCGUAGGUAAUAUACUCUUAAUGUGCUUGUGAUUAAUGCAGGGGGACAUUCUUAUACUAAAAACAAGCUAGUAGCUGCUAAAAUUCUAGAGAAGAAAUUGAGGUCAAAGCAGUGAGUCCCCAAAAUUGAACUAUCAAUUACUGAGAUUACCUGGGGGGGGGAGGCUUUUGAGAGACAGAGUUUUUCUGGGUCCUACGCCAGACAAACAGAAUCAAACUCUUGACAGCUGCAGCCCAGAAAUCUCAAUUUUUCACCUAGUUAGAAAACCACUCUUUUAAAGUGUGUAAUGAUACUACAUUUGCUAAAGUAACAGACAUCUUUAGGUUUUGAUUUUCACUUAUUGCAAGGUCAGGCUUCUAGACUCCAGAAGAGACCAACACUCGCAGGCCUGGUGCAAUUAAAAGCAGGAGACAAGGGCGCCUGGGUGGCACAGCGGUUAGGCAUCCGCCUUCGGCUCAGGGCGUGAUCCCGGCAUUACUCGAGCCCCACAUCAGGCUCUUCUGCUAUGAGCCUGCUUCUUCCUCUGCCACUCCCCCUGCUUCUGUUCCCUCUCUCGCUGGCUGUCUCUAUCUCUGUCGAAUAAAUUAAAAAAAAAUCUUUAAAAUAAAAUAAAAUAAAAGCAGGAGACAAAUUGACUACAUGAGAACAGUCAGGAACUGAAAAAUAAGAACCAUAAAUGUUCACGUAUUGAUGAAGACCAUAUAUUUUAUAAGAAAUAUCUAGACUUUUGUUAUCAGGAAAAAUUCAGCUAGGGCUUAUCAACAGUUCUUUGCAUUCUUAUGGUAAUUUGUAGUUUACAAACCUUUGGUAUAUCAUGAUAACUCUAUUGGGCUUUACAACAGAUCUAGAGCAGGUGGUAUCAUCCUUGUUUUGAGACUCAGAGUGUGGCCCAGAGUUGCACAGAAUUGGAGUCAGGGCCUGAGCUGUCUUGCUGAUCACUGUCAGCCGCCAAGUCUGGGAGACCAUAAAGUUAGGAGACUAUGUUGUUAGUCACUUUUAAGGUGACAGGGAAAUAUAUUGAAAAUAAAUUUUAAAGUAAGAUUUUAAAUAUUUAAAGAACAGCUUUACUACUUAAGUGCAGGAAAUUUAUCUGGAAAAUACAUUGGGUUGAAACACCUCAUUCUCAAAAGGAUUACAUAAGUUUAACAAUUCUACAAAAAUUUAUAAAUUGGAAGGGAUGGAAAAGGGCAGUAAGUCCAGGAUUCUCAUGUGAGAGGUGAUAGUCCUGAGACUCAUGGUGUGUGGUUUGCCCAGGGCUUCUUACCCAAUUUGACCAAAUGUUGGAAAAAGAGAUCUUUUACCCAAUCUAUUAUUCCUUAAUUAUGGAUUUUGUGAAAAAUAAUAGGAUAUGCUAGUGGAUGAUUUAUAUUAGUUCAAGGUGUUACAGUUUUUUAGCUUUAAAUUACACUUUUUUUGUAAUGAUGAAAUAUUUUAGAAUCAAAAUAGUUUCUUUCCUAAAUGAGACAUUUGUACAACUGACAUAAACUUGAUGUUUUACUUAUGAAACACUUUCCCUCCCCCCCAAAAUUAAAGUUUUUCUCUAUUUAUAAGCUAAGAAAUGAUGUUUUUAAAGCAAAAGUGAAAUGUUUUCCUUUCGCUUCUUUUUAAGGUAUAACAGCUUUUUUACUUUGUCACGUGGUAAUGGACAGAAAGUUACAUACGAAAAUGUUUGGGGGGUAGCAUUCUCCUCAAUGGUUUCAAAUCAUUGUGCUACCUGUAAAGUUUUUAGAUUCUUAACACUAUUUUGUCCACCAGCAUUUAGUGUGAUGCCAUGUAGACAAAGAAGUAUACAAAAGGAUAAGAAGUGGAUACUAAGUGAUUUUUUAAUAACCUGGGCAUUUAAUAAAUGUGCCAACAUUUUUUAGGAAGAUUCGCAAAAAUAUUCUGCCCUAUCCUUAAAAUACUGGCUGGCUUUAGAUGUCUUUAUACUUAAUAGUGAUCACUUUCUUGCACUGUGAAGUUUUUACAUGAAGAUGUUGAAGUGGAAGUCUACCAUAUUAUUUUAUAAAAUGUGUUGUGUGUGGCAAUAAACUGAAAACAUGAAUCAA
This is a messenger RNA of Ailuropoda melanoleuca (giant panda), 4135 nucleotides long. RefSeq names its product pyruvate dehydrogenase kinase 1 (gene PDK1). The record is from RefSeq and is a predicted model, not a curated record. Gene Ontology annotation, biological process: protein phosphorylation; regulation of glucose metabolic process. The transcript is spliced from 11 exons. Bases 155 to 1471 code for a protein of 438 amino acids. NCBI's taxonomy places the organism in Eukaryota, Metazoa, Chordata, Mammalia, Carnivora, Ursidae. Gene Ontology annotation, molecular function: pyruvate dehydrogenase (acetyl-transferring) kinase activity. Gene Ontology annotation, cellular component: mitochondrion.